Molecule: messenger RNA, 896 nt
Organism: Panthera uncia (snow leopard)
Lineage: Eukaryota; Metazoa; Chordata; Mammalia; Carnivora; Felidae
Gene: SYCE2
Product: synaptonemal complex central element protein 2
Exons: 5
Coding region: 167-769 (200 amino acids)
Biological process (GO): synaptonemal complex assembly
Cellular component (GO): central element
Source: RefSeq, a predicted model, not a curated record
AGAUCUCGGGCUUCCCUGGCGGACCAGAACCCGGCCGCUUGCCUCCUACCGUCGAGGCCACGCCUCGCCCGGCCGGGCCCCGAUUUCUUGACUGACUGACCGGGCCCUGACUGACGGACGGGGGGGCCGUGUGACUGACACGGGCCGGAAGGACAGACUUCCACGCAUGGCGCGUGGCAGGAGCAGGCGCUGGCUGUGCUCACAGGUGGACCUGCCCCACGUAGAGUGCAAGGACCCGGAGCCACAGCCGCUGGGGGACAGCAAGGAGCGGCAGCAGGACGAGGAGAGCCGCGAAGAGGAAGCCGGUCGGGGGCCAGCCAGAAGUCAGGUUUCUAGCCCCUCUAUCGCCACCUCCAGUGCCAACCGCCAGCUGAUGAUGCUAGAAGGGAAGUCAGGACCCUACUUUUCCUCUCUGGACUCGAGCAUCGACAUCCUGAAGAAGAGGGCCCAGGACCUGAUUGAAAACAUCAACGAGAGCAGGCAGAAGGACCAUGCACUCAUGACCAACUUCAGGGACAGCCUCAAGAUCAAGGUUUCAGACCUGACAGAGAAGCUAGAAGAGAGGAUGUAUCAGAUUUACAAUCACCACAACAAGAUCAUUCAGGAAAAGCUCCAAGAGUUCACCCAGAAAAUGGCAAAGAUCAGCCAUUUGGAGACGGAGCUCAAACAAGUGUGCCACACCGUGGAGACCGUGUACAAAGAUCUGUGCAUCCAGCCUGAGGCUAUUACUGCGGAAGAAGAACAAACCCACAGAGAUGGUGAGAGCUGACAGCUUCUGGGAGAGUCCCCUCUUAGGCUCAGAGGCCACCAUUCAGGCCAUGCUGAGAAAAUUGUUUUUCACAGUUCUGUAAGGCAUCUUGGCAAAAAAUGAAAUAAAAUAAAAUAAUCCAAAAGUC